Molecule: messenger RNA, 2181 nt
Organism: Ascochyta rabiei
Lineage: Eukaryota; Fungi; Ascomycota; Dothideomycetes; Pleosporales; Didymellaceae
Product: Amino-acid N-acetyltransferase
Exons: 2
Coding region: 1-2181 (726 amino acids)
Biological process (GO): L-arginine biosynthetic process
Cellular component (GO): mitochondrial matrix
Molecular function (GO): L-glutamate N-acetyltransferase activity, acting on acetyl-CoA as donor; arginine binding
Source: RefSeq, a predicted model, not a curated record
AUGGUCAUUUGCAAAGCCCCGGUCUGGGGCCUGGGGCGAGCUUCGACGAAGCUCCCCAGGCUCGAUAGCACGAGCACCGUCGCCGCAAAGACGUCUGCUGCGCGAUUGCACACGACGGCAUGUCUCGGCGCCCUGAACAUGCGCCGGGCAUCGAGCUCCGCCAAAGAACGGCAGCGUGCGGAACGCGAUCAAUUGACGCGCCUCCUCAAGGAGUCGGACGCCAAGCGCGACGCUCGAAACUACAUCAAGCACUUCGACGUCGCCAAGAAGACGCCUGCAGACGUUGCUCCCAGGGCCAAGUUGGCUGUCGACCCGGCCACGGCCCUCACCGGCGUGAACCUCGGCAACCUGUAUGGGCCCUCUGUCUUCACGCGCGAACAGCUGCCCGAGGAGAGCUUCGCGGAGCGCUUCAAGGAGAGCGCAGAGGAGCCGCUGCAUCUGGCCCUGGUGAAGCUGCGACAGCCGCAAGCGCUCGACGAUGCUACCCUGGGCGCUCUUGCCUCUACCCUGAGCCAACUGGCGCAGCUGGGCCUCAGCACUGCCGUCGUGCUGGACUGCGACGACGAUGCCUCGUGCGACACCGCCCACGCACGACCACCCCUCGAGACGACCAUCCGAGCCCAGGCGACACGCGUCGUGGCCGCCUUGCAGAAGCACCACGAGCCGGGCGCCCUCCUGGUCGAGCAUGCGCUCACCUACGCCAGCUUGGCCGGACACAGGCUGAGCACCGCACAUGUGCGCGGCGAUGUCGAGGUCCAGGACAACUACCUCCUCUUCCCUCUCAUCGACGACGGCGUCAUUCCCGUCAUACCGCCUUUUGCCUACGAUACGGACCUGAAGAGGGUCACGGUCCUGGCCGACGACGUCGUUCUGGCGCUGGUCCGCGAGUUUGCUGGCUUGGCAGGAGGCACCAGCAGCAUAGAGAGCAACACGCACAGCCACAAGGACGUCUACGAACGGCCCAUCUUGGACCGCAUCAUCAUCUUGGAUCCUCUGGGCGGCAUUCCCUCCCAGAACAGGGUAGACGGCGCUCAUGUCUUCGUCAAUCUCGAAGCAGAGUAUCGCGACAUCAAGGAAGAGCUAGCCAACAUGUCCCUGGAUGCAAAAGCCAUCAGCAGCGACAAGGCGUCAACAUCGCUCGGCACUGGUAACCCUUUCUCUCGGUUCGUUGAGGACGGGAUAGCUCCUCUGCCAAGUCCUUCUACAGACCACAUAGGCGACGUCUUACCUUCUGACCGACAUACAAAGAACCUCGUCGUGGUCGAGCGAGCCUUGAAGCUACUUCCACCAUCAUCGUCAGGCCUCAUCGUCACCCCUUCAGAGGCUGCUACCGAAGCUCUCCCCGAUCCAGACGAGUCCGGUCGUAGACCAAAGCCAUCCCCCAAUCCGCUGCUCCACAACGUCCUGACGGACAAGCCCAUGGUAUCAUCCUCCCUCCCAACAUCCCCGGCCAGCCGGCUUCACGAUCUAAGCGCUCCCAACCCAUCAACCUUCCUCAAGAAAGGCAUCCCUCUGACCAUGAUUCCCGACCCCCGUGUUUGCGGACCGUGGCAGCCACCCUCCACAGGCUACCCCAGCAUCGACCUGGCCAACGACCCACGCAUCAACCUCCCCAAACUCAUCGAUCUGAUAAAUGACUCAUUCCGCCGCAAGCUCGAUCCAAAAGACUACCUAGCCCGCAUCCACGGCCGCGUCGCGGGCAUAAUCAUUGCAGGCGACUAUGAAGGGGGCGCGAUAUGUACAUGGGAAACGCCUUCGACGCUGCAGUCUCGCACCCCUGGCCCCUCUGCUGAAUUCGGUCCUACAGCAACGGAUACAGACUCGCCCUAUUGGGUCCCCUAUCUCGACAAAUUCGCCGUUUUGACGAGCUCGCAGGGCUCAGGCGGCGUGAGCGACAUCGUCUGGGCCGCACUGGUGCGGACUUGUUUCCCACGAGGUGUCGUGUGGAGGAGCCGCACUAGCAAUCCCGUGAACAAGUGGUAUCAGGAGAGGAGCACAGGUAUGUGGAAUCUCCCUGGCGAACAGUGGACUAUGUUCUGGACUGUCGAGGGCGUGACAGAUGGGUGGGGUGGAGCGGAAGACAAGGCCAAGGAGACGGAAAUGAAGAGGUGGGAUGCAUAUACCGACGUUUGCUCGGGAAUUGAACCAAGUUGGAUGGAUGGUAAGAAACAACUCGAUUAG